This is a messenger RNA of Hippoglossus stenolepis (Pacific halibut), 2976 nucleotides long. It is a transcript of the gene kel, whose product is annotated as Kell metallo-endopeptidase (Kell blood group). NCBI's taxonomy places the organism in Eukaryota, Metazoa, Chordata, Actinopteri, Pleuronectiformes, Pleuronectidae. The coding region runs from base 344 to 2728 and encodes 794 amino acids. Gene Ontology annotation, cellular component: plasma membrane. Gene Ontology annotation, molecular function: metalloendopeptidase activity. Gene Ontology annotation, biological process: protein processing. The record is from RefSeq and is a predicted model, not a curated record. The transcript is spliced from 18 exons.
AAAGUGAUGUGUCGGCCUUCACUUACCAGCCUCUGCUCUGAAGCCUCUGACCCUGCAGACAGGUGGACGAGGGAAAAUACAAACCAGAAUCCUAACAAGUUCACAAACCACAUAACAUCCAUGUGUGAAUGUCCCAGACUGAAACCAUACUCUUGGCUUGAUUAUCUCGGCUGUGGAGAGCGGAGUGAAGAUGUAGCCCGCAGAGUUGUUUUUGUUAUCAGAGACUCAGAUGAGGAGAGAAGUGAGUGAUGAACAGAGAUAGAGGGCUGAGAUGACAGCUGUUUGACGGAGGGACAGCAGGAGGAGGUGCACACGAGAAACAUCCAACGUCAAAGACAAGAGGAUGCAACACGCCAGAGAAACACAGCAAGACGUCCCUAUGCUGAGAAUGAGUGAAACUCCAAUAGAGCUUGAGCUAUCAAUCCAUCCACCCACACAGCCAGAGGUUGAGAGGGGGCUCCAGCUGCCACCCCCCACCCAGGAUCCCCCUGAGACCCAGCACCAAACCCAGCUCCAGCCUGAGGUACAGCUGUCAGAGUCCGGCCCCGAGCACCAGCCCCAGGCAGUGUCACUGUGGAUGAAACAUCGAAGGCUGCUCCUCCUCUUGUGGGAAGUUUCCAUAUCUGCGGCCUUGUUGGGAUUAAUCUACUAUAUCCACCAGAAUCAAAAUAGGAGCAGUGAUCAGCCAAGCACUGUGACUCCAUGUCUCUCCCCGGCCUGUCAGUGGGCCUCGGCUCAACUGUCCACGUCCGCUGAUCCUUUCAAGGAGCCGUGCGACUACUUCUUGUUCACAUGUGGAUCUGACAGAAUCACGCAAGACAGUCGGGGGAGACAUAGAGGACAGGGCCUUCCUGGACAUCCUCAGAACCAGAAUGGGAAGUCGGCGUGGCCAGAGAGGAAAGGGGAAAGGUCACUGAGAGAGGAGAAGGUGAUGGACAGGAAAACCAUGCUGCUGCAGUAUCUCAGGGAGAUUUUGGAAUCGAACGACACAGCCGGCAGUUCAGCUGUGCAGAAGACCAAAAGGUUCUUCCAUUCCUGUUUGGACACAAGAUCUAUAGAGACUGCUGGCGUGGAGCCCUUCCUCACACUCAUCCAGAAACUGGGAGGUUGGGCAGUAUCAGGCCAGUGGAAUAAGACUGACUUCAACUCCACCCUGAGCCUGCUGAUGAGAGACUACGCCACCUUUCCAUUCUUCAACCUCUACGUGGGCAAAGACCCUGAAGAAAUGGCCCAUGGGCGGAACAAAAGAUACAUACAGAUCGAUCAGCCUGAUCUGCUGAUCCCGACUGAAUGGAACAGCAAGACGCAGACAUCUCAAACUAAAGCUCAGACAGUACGUCCCUUCAUGGCAACAUGGUUGCGGUACCUGGCUCUGUUGGGGGCCCCUCCCAACAGCGACAUGAUGCAUGUGGGCAUGUUCAUGUCUCUCUCCUCUGAGCUCGCUGUAAGGGCGACGCCUCUGCAGUAUCGCCUCUCAAAAGGACAGCUCCACCAGCGCAUGUCCAUCAAAGAGCUGCAGAUUCAGGCGCCUGCCAUUGAUUGGUUGGGCUGCCUGCGGGCCGCUUUCCAUCCACUGCCCCUCAUCGAAGACGACCACGUCCUUCUGCACAACUUGCCCUACGUGGUGCACAUGUCCCCCAUCAUUGGGAAAUGGCUGAACAAUUAUGAGACGAGCAACAGUGCCCCCCUGCAAACGUACAUGGUCCUGAAUCUGCUGCACACGCUGAUGCCUGCGAUGGACUCCAGAUUCGCUGAGAGAGUGAAGAAUGUAUCUGUGGGUAACGCUGAUGGGACAGCUCCUCGCUGGAGACGCUGUGUGCUGGAGACAGAGCGAGGGUUUGACUCGGUCCUCACUCACCUCCUCAGUGAGAGGACGGCGCACAGAGAGGCAGAGGAGAUGAUUGAGAAUAUCUUUUCCUCCUUCAAGUCCAAAUUACAUAAACUCAAGGGGACGAAUCAGAAGUCUCUGCAGUCUGUUAUGACGAAGGUUCAAUCCUUGAUUCCAAGACUCUGGAUUACAAGUGAGAUCUCUGGAGACGCUGAGCUUGACCUGCUUUUUUCUACGGUGUCGGUGAGCACUCCCAGCUUCUUCUCCAACUAUGUCCAACUUCUGUCCUUGUUGCAAAAGAGGCGCAGACAACUCUUGUCUGAGCCGAGCGAGCCGCCUGAUGUUCUGUCUGUCACACCACUUCUCCUGGGUUCUGAGCUCCUCUUUCCCAUGGGAAUGUUUGUCCCUCCUCACUUCCAUCCAACAUACCCCAGAGCAAUGAAUUAUGGUGUGUUGGGUUUCCUUAUCGCCAAAGACAUCCUCCACAUGCUUCUGCCUGACAUUUACUCUCAGAGUGAGACGGUGCACGCUGUGGGGGAAUGUGUGUGGACUCACUAUCUCACUGUGACAGAAAAGGCGAGCAGAGGUGGAGCCUUUUCUCUGUCGUCAGCGCAGCGGCAGGAGGUGUGGGUGCAGUACUCUGCACUGCAGAUAGCGUUGCAGGCUUAUCACCAGAGUUUACAGAAACGUCCGGGGGACACGUCCAUCUCAGGUCUCUCCCACACUCAUCUGUUCCUCUCAGCUUUCUCUCAGGGUAACUGUGACUUUGACCCCUACCAUGAGUUCAUGCCCCUGGAGCCCUCCUUCUUGAUUAAGGUCAUUUGUGCCAGAUCUCAUCUGUGUCCCACAAGCCUUCAGUGUCCCAGUCAAACCCAGCAACACUCAUUACAAACCUGCUGAAGACACUCCUCUGAAGACUGGUGGGACGUCUUGGUUUAUAUUGCUGAAUAUUCUGAAUAUCAAGUCCGACAAAAUAUUGACGUCCAUGUGGGGCUGUAGAAAUUACACUGUGGAUGUUGGCAAACUGUUUAUCCGCAGAAAGAACCAAAGAAACACUUGCCUCAGUUGUUUUUAAGAUGUGUUUGUGUGUCCUGUCAAUUCCACAAGCUGUUUAGUUGUCAUUUAAAUAAAAAGACACAUGAAAUAAA